CAUUGUUCACAUGCAAAAGAAAAGCUGGAAGUCUGAAGCAAGCUCUACUAAAUCAACAGAAGGACUCCUGAUUUCAUGACAGAGCACAGAUCAGUGCUUUCAGCUCAGUAGAUUAGUUCUCCUUAAUGAGCCUUGACAGUCUCCCAGGCUCUUUAAAUCACUAUAUAUAGACAGCAAUGCUUAUACAACAUAGAUAGGUGGGGCAGGCAUAGAGCAUAGCCAGAAGAUUAAUACCAAGUACAUCCCUAAAAUAGACAGAUCACAGUACAAGUCAUUAGCAAUAGCAGGGAGAGGGGCCCUGCUGAUGUGCUGAUUAGAAAAGUACCACCAGACACAGAAUUUAUGAGAUUUUUUUUUAAACCAACAUGCAGGUCUUGGCACACAAGUUUAUGAGUAAUUUGGGCUGUUUCUAUGUUCUGACACUGGAAAUAACUGGUGCAGUCAACUCAUGAGCAUGUGGAGGUACAGACUGAGCUUGCAGAUGUCUCCCCAGAAUCUCUCACUUUCAGACUCAUUGAACAUAGCAGUUUUGGCUUCCAUACUUUCUCUUAUCAUUUACUGGAUCAUCAGAGACAGAUACAGAGUGAGAAACCUGGAUGGAAAGCAUAUCUUUAUAACAGGCUGUGACACGGGACUUGGAAACUCACUGGCUAAAUGGCUCGACAAAAAGGGAUUUUGUGUCAUUGCUGCAUGUGCCACAGAACAAGGAAGCCAAGAGCUACAGUGCUGCUCUUCACUCUCACUGAAGACAGUGAAUCUGAACUUAGCAGACUCCAACAGCAUUGCCAGGGCUGUGGUGUUUGUGACUGAACAGACAGCUGGAAAGGGGCUUUUUGGCUUGGUGAGCAAUGCUGAAGGAACAGCACCUGUAGGACCCACCGACUGGCUGAGGAUUGAAGACUUCCAUUCGGUCCUGGAUGUUAGCCUGCUGGGAUUGAUUGAAAUCACACUCAAGCUUCUGCCACUUCUGAAAAAAGCAGAGGGAAGAGUUGUCAAUCUAAUUAAUGCCAAAGGUCUCAUGGCUUUUGUAGGGGGUGGCUACAGUCUGUCCAAAUGGGGCAUGGAAGCUUUCUCUGACACCUUACGGAUAGAAAUGCAGCAUUUUGGAGUGAAAGUAAGCAUUGUUGAGCAUGGUUUCUUUAAGGCAGAAGAAGUUAAUUCAGAUAUCAUUGAGAAAUACCUCUUCAAACUUUGGAACAGACUGACUCCUGAGAUCAAGGGCUCCUAUGGAGAAAAAUACUUAGUUGAAUAUAUAAAAGCCCAAAGAUCAUCAGUGAAAAGACUGUGUGACUAUGAUAUUUCUAAAGUCAUAAAAUGCAUGGAACAUGCCCUGAUAGCAAAGUACCCCAGGACACGAUACAGAGCUGGAUGGGAUGCAAAGUUCUUCUGGCUGUUUCUCUCCUAUGCCCCAAGCUGUCUGUCUGAUAUGCUGCUGCGCAUUACAUUUCCAGCUCCAGCAGAGAGCAGGAGACCAGUUCAUGGAGUUCAAAUGAAUGUUUAGU
This is a messenger RNA of Passer montanus (Eurasian tree sparrow), 1502 nucleotides long. It is a transcript of the gene DHRS9, whose product is annotated as dehydrogenase/reductase 9. NCBI's taxonomy places the organism in Eukaryota, Metazoa, Chordata, Aves, Passeriformes, Passeridae. The record is from RefSeq and is a predicted model, not a curated record. The coding region runs from base 449 to 1501 and encodes 350 amino acids. The transcript has 5 exons.